Molecule: messenger RNA, 1639 nt
Organism: Ficedula albicollis (Collared flycatcher)
Lineage: Eukaryota; Metazoa; Chordata; Aves; Passeriformes; Muscicapidae
Exons: 4
Coding region: 154-1185 (343 amino acids)
Source: RefSeq, a predicted model, not a curated record
UUCACUCAGCCCCUUCAGCUCCUCCUCUUUGCCAAAACCACGAGGUUUUUGGAGAAAUUUAGACCUGUUUGGGACUGAGGUUGAUUAGGAACUCCCUAAACUUUCCUCCCUGGUGUGUUUUCUGGGGUUUUCCCCCGUUGCUGGUGCGUGACCAUGGGUUAUUGUGCAGCCCUCAACUGCCACAACGCCACCAGCGGGAUCUACAAGAACAGCUCUGUCAGUUUUUACGGGUUCCCCCUACAAAACAAACCCCUCCUGAGGCAGUGGAUCCAAAACAUGGGCCGGGACAUGGAGACCCCCUCCAGGUACCAGAGCGUGUGCUCGGAGCAUUUCGAGGAGAGCUCCUUCAAGAAUGACCCUCUGAAAAUCGGCAAGAGGCGGCGCCUGCUGAAGGAAGCUGUUCCCAACAAAUUCAUCCUGGCCAUGGAUGGGACCUGGCUCGUGGGCACCCCCCAGGGCUUCAGCACCACGAGCUGCAAAACCCGAAAACGGAUGCGGAAUUCCGAGCCCUGCAGGGACCCUGAGAUGUUUCCUCGGUGGCCACGUCUGGAGGAUUGGCAGAAUGAAUUUCAUAAGCAAUUGCUGAAGGAGAAAUACGGAUCUGUCAUUACAAUGGGAAGAGACUUGUUCCUUGUUCCCAAAACCCAUAUCCCAGUAGGACAGGCGGCGCAGGUCAAGGAUCCGUGGCAUUUGGAGGGAAAGAAAAUUCCUGCCAGCCUCAGCACAGGCCAUGGCGAUGCCACGAUCCAGGCUGCAGGAGGCACACAGCUGCAUGGAUCAUCCUCAGGAGCAUCCCAGGCCUCCCCCUGCCACUACUUGGACCAGGGGGAACCAUCGGGGAGCCGCCAAAAUCCGGCAACAAACCCGGCCGCAAACCCAGCCAAGCUGACGGGAACAGGGAGCAGCAGCAGUGUGCUGGCAGGGCAGGAGGUGGAUGAGUUCAGGCAGUUCCUGCUGGACCACCAGGGCGAGCCCGAGGACGCGGUGGUGCCGUGGUUCAUCUGCACCGAGUGCGGGAAGAGCUUUGCCCGCCACGCCUACCUGCUGCGGCACCGGCGCGCCUGCCGAGGGCAAAGGCGCCUUCCACGGGCCCCCCGGAGCUCGCUCCUGCCCUCCCUGCCUGCCUGGGCUAGGCACGUGCUGGCAGCUCUCAAAAAUCCUGCUCCGCCCAGAGUUGGGAUUUGAGUGCGUUAGAGUGGAGUUGGGGGGGAUAAGGCAGUUUUCCCAAAUUGAAUCGAGUUCCGGUUCAAUUUGGUGCUGGCCUAAUGGGCGUUGAUUAGGACCUGGAUCAUCGCUGUCAUUCUUACCGUGCUCCAUCCAGCUCCUCCUGGGAGCAGGAGUUGGAUAGAGCAGCAUUGGCUGUACCAAAAUGGGCAUUAAAAAAACGUGGUGCACCAAGCACGUGCUGGAGAGCAUCCAGAGUAGCACAGGGAAACACUGGAAAUCUUCAGGGAUGAAAAAUGGAGAAUUGGGAAUGGGAUUGUAACGUGAUGUUUGAAGCAACCAACCCCAGGCAUUAUUUCCCCACUUUAGCUGCUCUCCCAUUACUGUACCUGUAGAAAUAACUCUAUUUUUGGGUUCUAUUUUUAUACUGACCCCAUGCUUUCCUGUGGGGUGAGAUGCUGCUUUGGUUUCUGAA